CUAGUCCAGUUAAUUAAGCCUGUUUAAUUAUCCUAUUGUCUUUUAAAUUAAAUUCAAUCUCGUUUCUUUAUGAGUGUCAGCGAAUUAAACGUGUAUCUUAAACGUCAUCAAAUCAGCCAAUGAGAGUGCGAAAAUGUCCGUCAGUCGUGGAUGACGUUUAGGGAUGCACGUUUUCUAAAAUUUGUUUGUGUUCUUCUUAAUAAUAUGCAACUAUAUAGUACUACACCAAUAAAGCUUUACUAGUUAAACUGAGUGCAAAAUGUCACAAUAUGAUGAGUUACAACCUUCAGUACAAAAUAUCAUCGAACAGAAGACACUGAAGUGGAUAUUUGUUGGUGGUAAAGGCGGCGUGGGUAAAACAACAUGCAGUUCAAGUUUGGCAGUCCAGUUAGCAAAAGUCCGCGACUCAGUGCUGAUAAUCUCAACAGAUCCAGCACACAACAUAUCCGAUGCGUUCGAUCAAAAGUUCUCAAAAGUACCGACGAAAGUCCAGGGUUUUUCCAAUUUAUACGCGAUGGAAAUCGACCCGAACGUCGGCAUGAACGAGCUGCCCGAAGAAUACUUUGAAGGCGACCAGGACGCGAUGAAAAUGAGCAAGAAUGUGAUCCAGGAAAUCGUUGGUGCUUUCCCUGGCAUUGACGAGGCGAUGAGCUACGCCGAGGUGAUGAAACUUGUAAAAAGCAUGAACUUCUCCGUCGUAGUAUUCGAUACAGCGCCCACAGGACACACACUCAGGCUGUUAUCAUUCCCGCAGAUCGUCGAGAAGGGUCUUGGCAAAUUACUCAAGUUAAAGUUGAAAUUCAGUCCGCUGAUAUCACAAUUUAGCAAUCUCUUCGGCGCGACCGAAUUCAAUGCGGAAUCAUUAUCGUCCAAACUUGAAGAGAUGCUGACAAUAAUCAAACAGGUGAACGAACAGUUUCGGAAUCCGGACCAGACGACGUUCGUCUGCGUCUGCAUUGCUGAGUUUCUGUCGUUAUAUGAAACCGAACGAUUAGUACAAGAGUUGACGAAGUAUAAAAUUGACACGCACAACAUAAUCGUCAAUCAACUGCUGAUACGGGACGGCGUCAAGGAAUCCGGAUGCACAAUGUGCGACGCACGGUAUAAGAUACAGAGUAAAUAUCUGGAGCAGAUUGAUGAUUUGUAUGAGGACUUCCACGUUACUAAGCUUCCCUUAUUGGAGCGCGAGGUGCGCGGCCCUGAAAGCGUCAAGUCUUUUUCGGAGUACCUGAUUCACCCGUAUAAACCUGCGGAGAAUUGAUUUUGUAACUUGUAGGUAAUUCUAAUUCAAAUUACUUGUAAUUAUUACGUGGGAUUUUGUUUUAACUUGUAAAAAGUUCAGUCAAUUAUAAGUCUUGCCUGCUGUGGGCCUAAACAUUGUUUUCUUAGUUGAGGAUGUGAAAUAAAACUAAUUACUUAAAACUAGUUACGAAUAUCGCUUCAUAGCACAUAAACAUUGUUAAUCAUUGUGUGGAAGUCUAUUUCACAACCAGGAAAUAUUUGCACUUGUAAAAUACUAAAAAAUGAAGUGUUCACUGGGUAGAAAUAUCUACCAAUGAAUAAAUUUGAUUAAUUUUAUGGUUUGGGUAGUCCGAUAGCUAAAAUUGAGGUUAGAAACACAUCAUGAUACUAAAAUAAACAAAUGUCUCCAUUCAA
This is a messenger RNA of Dalotia coriaria, 1656 nucleotides long. Its product is annotated as ATPase ASNA1 homolog. The coding region runs from base 260 to 1261 and encodes 333 amino acids. The transcript is spliced from 3 exons. Lineage: Eukaryota; Metazoa; Arthropoda; Insecta; Coleoptera; Staphylinidae. Gene Ontology annotation, molecular function: ATP binding; ATP hydrolysis activity. The record is from RefSeq and is a predicted model, not a curated record. Gene Ontology annotation, biological process: post-translational protein targeting to endoplasmic reticulum membrane. Gene Ontology annotation, cellular component: GET complex.